Molecule: messenger RNA, 2384 nt
Organism: Orbicella faveolata
Lineage: Eukaryota; Metazoa; Cnidaria; Anthozoa; Scleractinia; Merulinidae
Biological process (GO): mismatch repair; mitochondrial DNA repair
Cellular component (GO): mitochondrion; nucleus
Molecular function (GO): mismatched DNA binding; ATP-dependent DNA damage sensor activity; ATP binding
Source: RefSeq, a predicted model, not a curated record
AUAGGGUUUAUUUUGUUACUGUUCUUUCUUAAACAGAUAUUGAUAGCUGAGGAACACUUGGAAGAUGCUCGGGUACAACACAAUCAUAAAACAGGAGGGAACUUAAAAAGCUCUCCAUUGGAACGUGUGAAAGAUUAUCACCUCACCCUUGUUCCUUCUGAUUGGUUCAAUAUGGAUCCAUCAUGCGAACAACGCACUGUUUCAGAACUCUCAAAGUAUCUCCAGGUCUCAUCACAGUUUUCAUCCUUAGAAAUGGCAGCAGGAGCAGCUCUCCUUAAGUUUGUAUCAUACACGCAAAGAGAUGUUGCUCCCCUUGUAAGUCAGCCUUCAAAGUUCUCGCAUCAAACUCAUAUGGCAAUAGAUUCUAAUACAAGAAGAGCUCUGGAGCUGACAAAACCGUUAAUGGGUACAGACAAGAAAGCUACACUUUUUGGAGUCAUGAAUAGCACGUCCACUGCAUCAGGACAAAGAUUGCUCCAUUCCCGUCUGUGUGCACCAUCAACUGAGGUUAAUGUUAUUCAAAAGAGGUUAGAUGCUGUUGAAUUUUUUUGUAUGAACAGACACCUUGCUGAGGAACUGCAGAAGGCCUUGAAGGGCUGCCCAGAUAUAGAACGUAAAAUGCAAAGGGUUGCUACUGGCUCUGCUAAUCUGAGUGAUCUCCGUGCCAUACACAGUGCAAUAGUCCUCUUCAAGAAUGCUAUUUCCCUACUUUAUGAUGCAUACUUUAGUGGUGACCUUCAGGUUAUUGAUGGGCUGUUAAUGAAGGACUUCAGCUUGCUUGAUGGUUUGUACAAUGAGCUCAACACUGCAGUUGGUGAGCUUAUGUCUGAGUACAGUGUCAUGCAGGGCUAUUCAAACAAAGCAGAUGAGCUCAUGGAGAAACUUGGCGACAAUGGAAGAGAAGUUGACAAAUUGAAAGAACAUUACAGAGAGAGUCUGAAAAUUCCCCGCCUCGUUAUCAACAACCACAAAUCCUUCAUAAGAGUUGUCGAAAUCCCUGCAGCCAAGAAAUCACUUUUAGAAGGAAACAAAGACUUUGUUCUGUUGGAUAGUACUUCAAGCAAACUUCGCUACAGCACUUUGAAACUACAAGAAUUGAAUGCCAAAUUGAAAGCCUUGCAAGAGCAAAAUGAACAAGUUCAGAGGGCUCUGUCAGAAGAUCUUUGUAAUCAGGUAACAUCCCAUGCAGAGAGUCUGAAACAAAUGGCUCUUUCAUUGGCUGAGUUAGAUGUAUCUUCCUCUCUGGCGCUGCUGGCUUUACAAAGAGGUUAUGUCAAACCCAUUAUAGGCAAUCAGAACGAAUUUUUGGUGAAAGGUGGGCGACAUCCUGUAGUAGACAUGCUUCAGCCUAACAGCUUUGUUUGUAAUGACCUUGAUCUGGGAGAAAAGAACGUGUGGAUUGUUACUGGUCCAAACAUGGGUGGUAAGAGUACAUUUCUACGUCAAAAUGCUUUGAUAGCCAUUCUCACUCAGGCUGGAUCAUUUGUUCCAGCUCAAAGUGCAACAAUAGGGAUUGUUGAUCGAGUAUUUGCAAGGAUCGGAGCUAGUGACAAUCUAGUACAACAUCAGUCAACUUUUAUGUCUGAGAUGUUGGAAAUAGCGUUCAUCUUAGCACAAGCCACUGACAAGUCUUUAGUUGUAGUGGACGAAGUAGGCCGUGGUACUUCCAUGUUGGAUGGUCUUUCCAUUGCCUGGUCCGUAAUCGAGUAUCUUCACAACUCCAUAAAGUGCAGAACAUUAGCCUCUACGCACUACCAUCAGUUAGCUAAACUCAGCCAUAUUCUACCACGUGUUGACUGCUACCAUGUCACGGCCAAACAUUCCCAGGAUGGGUUAAGUUUCACGUUUAAAGUCACUCAUGGAUGUGAUCGGAAAUCCUUCGGCAUCGACGUAGCAAAACUCGCAGGAGUUCCUGCAGCAGUUGAAACUCGUGCAAGAGAAAUUCUACAUGAUUUAGAAGAAAAAGACGAUAAGCUUGAGGUUACUGAGGAAGAAAAACAUACAAGAAUGAAAAAGAACUCAUUUGAACAUCAUUCUACAUCAAGUGCGGAAAUGGCGCCGAUUCCUUCCAAUGAUUUGCAAAUUGAAAAUGAACUCACUAAAGCGCUUUUAGUACUCAAUCCAGAGUUAAUAACACCCAAGCAAGCCUUGGAAAUUAUUUAUGACCUAAAAGCAAAAGCGCAGAGUCAAUCCUAUUGAAGAACUAAGUGGGAUCGAUGUUGAGAAAACCUAGCAAAGUAAUUUGUGUUGGAAGUUGAAGGUUAAAGCUAGUUUUCAAAGUAUUGCAAACUUAUGUCGGAGGUUGCAUAACAUAGUUUUACGAUAACUGCAGAAAUUCUCGCGCGCUCAUUAGCUAAGUUUCAUUGUCAAUAAGCGGACAGACA